Messenger RNA from Biomphalaria glabrata, 2058 nucleotides. RefSeq lists its product as uncharacterized. The record is from RefSeq and is a predicted model, not a curated record. The coding region runs from base 209 to 718 and encodes 169 amino acids. Lineage: Eukaryota; Metazoa; Mollusca; Gastropoda; Planorbidae. The transcript is spliced from 5 exons. Gene Ontology annotation, cellular component: membrane.
UGACUCCGUUGGCACUCAUCAUUUUGGUAGGAGGCAGAUCUAGUUGAAGCUUUGAAGUCCCAGCAAAGUCAACACAAGAGCUGCAUACGUUUUCUUGUGAGGAUUAGUUCAGAUUGUUGUUCUACCUUAGGCAUUUAGCAGAGAGCAGUCAUUGAAUAUAGUAGAUAAAGAUCUUCUGCUACACAGUAUUUCAGCUUCAACAAUCAACAUGGGCAUCUCAGAUGGAUACAGUGAAGCUAACUUCUCAACUAAAAUAUCUUUCUUUCUUGUGCUAUUGGCUGACGUAGUCAACUGGAUUGGCUUCUGUACCACAUCCUGGUGGGUUCACAAUGAUGAAUACCAAGGACUGUGGCGGCUGUGUAACGGCAUAGUCUGUGGUUAUAUGGACGGUACUCCCGAUGACGACAUGAAUGCUAUUCAAGCUUUCGCCAUAUUCGGCUUCAUUGCCUUGAAUGUUGCAUUUCUUCUCAUUAAUUUAUACAUGUGUUGGGGCUCCUGCAAAGGAAAUGGAGAAACGGGCGUAGGUUCCGUCAUUUUUCUCUUUAUUUCAGCUGGUUCCUGGCUCAUUUCUGUGGCCAUCUUUGGUGCCGGGUAUGAUGAUCGUCUGGGUAGAUUUGGCUACUCCUAUGCCCUGGCAGUGUCUGCAGGCAUCUUGGCUCUGCUUAGCGGAUUCAUCAUGCUCAUAGGUGGACGUGGAAACGAUGUCCUCUCAAAAUAAUAAUCUUCAUAAAAGGCGGCAAUAUUAAAAGUUACCAAAAUAAUGAACAUUUCAAGAAACGCAUUGCAGAGAAUUCCAGUCAAGAUUUCAGCCCAAUUUUUGAAAGUAUCCACAAAUGUGAUAUUGUUUGUAUCGUAAUUCAUUUGCAAAAUUGGUUUAAAUAAAGUUUUUUUUUUAUGUACUUAAUACCAUGUUUAAAAGCACUGCUGUUUUCACUACCAUUUAUUUUAUCACAGCCUUGUUCAUCCCAUUCACUAGUAAGCAUCCCUAGUUAGUCUCUCUGGAAAAGUGAUUUAUUGGCUUAAAUAUAGAUUUGUGUACAUUGGUCCCAAUAAGAGGUUAGCAGAGCAUUAAUGAAUAUGAAUUUAUUCUAUAUAGUCAGUGCCACCGAUGUGUUGACCAUUAGCAUUAUAAAAAUAAUGUGAACGGCGUUUUGUUUUGGGUUCCCAAAAUUUGCACUUUGUACAUGAAUAAGACAUUCACAGUUACUUCAAAUUAAAUUUUGUAAUCUUAAAAAGAGAACUUCAUUAAAAUUGUCCAUUGUUUAGAGAUUUUUGCGAUAUUAUUUUCUUGUCUCGUUGAGAUUAAGUGUUAUCUCCUUUCUCAGCGCAUUUCUAUUUCUAGAGCAAAACUCGAGAAUGAAAUCAAGCGGAUACUGUACAUUUAAAAGAAGUGAAAGUAGGAAUGGAAAGGAGGCCACGACUAUCACGUGAUUCUUUGUUGCCAUUACUACAUUAAGUAUUGUGAAAUAAUUAAUAAUGUUGUUGACAUCUUAUAUAAUUAAUGUGCAUUUAACUAUCAAUCCUAAUAUAUUUACACGUUGUAUUCAGUUAUUCUAGUAGAAAACAUGUUUAUCUUUUAGUGUAAAAAAAAUGUAAAGAAAAAUAGUUCGUAUAUUUACUUUUGUAAUUUGAAGGCGCAAGUUUUUGUUUUUUUAAAUGUUAUAUUUAGUAUUGAGUGGGUGUGUCUUUUAACUUUCUAUGAUUUGAUCACUCGUUGCAAAAUUAAACUUAAUGUGAUCAGUACAUUUACUACAUUAUAUGAUUGCAAAAAGUAUGCACAACUUCCUAAAGCUAUAAGUUUAAUGAAGUAGGAAUGAAUACUUUUUCUGAAAAAGAACACAAACCUAGGGCACCGUACACUAGGGCCCCCACUAUCUGUUUUUAUUCAGAUAAACUUCCCCAAUAUCAAUCAGAAAAUUCCGAGAGAUUUAUUGAGUGUGUUGUCAUUAUAUACACAAUGCAUAAUAAAUUCUACUGUAAAUAACCUUUAUUCAUUAUUGUAUUACAUGUUUCAUAUCAUUAUCAUUAUCAUGCAAUAAACUAUGAGAUAUCUAUAAA